Molecule: messenger RNA, 3702 nt
Organism: Trichosporon asahii var. asahii CBS 2479
Lineage: Eukaryota; Fungi; Basidiomycota; Tremellomycetes; Trichosporonales; Trichosporonaceae
Exons: 3
Coding region: 1-3702 (1233 amino acids)
Biological process (GO): protein deubiquitination; double-strand break repair via homologous recombination
Molecular function (GO): ubiquitin binding
Source: RefSeq, a predicted model, not a curated record
AUGGUCGCAGAGCCAAACAAGAGGCGCGUAUCUUACAUCAUCCCGCCGCCCGAGGGCGAAACACCGCUGCUCAACCUCCCAUCCUUCGGCACCGUCGCCAGCGAUGACCGCUACUACCCGCUGCUCGAGCGAAAGCCCGCCGCACCGGUGACCAACGGCAUCAGCAAUGGCACCCGCGGACCGCUCGCUAGCCGCAACCCCUUCCUCCAGUCUCCGCCACCGCCGAGAGUCGACCCGGUCCAGUCUCAGCCACCCCGGCCCAGACACCCGCGCCAUCGUCUCGGUGUUUCAUCACUCGCUCUCGACACUAGCACUGUCCUGAGUGGUUGCGACAGCCCCGGGGGUAUCUUGUACACCGGUGGACGUGACGGUUUGGUUGCAUCCUGGGAACUCCACGUACCCCACUCUAAGCGCCGAGGUCGCCGAUACCGCCCUGUGGGCCGCGGUCAGCGGGUCCGAUGGGAGCGGCUGGGCGACGGCGGUGAGGAUUGGAACGAGGACGAUGAGGAAGGUGACCAGGAUCAUGGUAGCUUUGAGAGCAGCGACGAUGACGACGAUGAGCUCAACUCUCGCAUCCCGUACGAGGACAAGUGGGAGAUCGAUCGCAGCGCCAUCGCACGACAGCCACCUUCCCCGACGACAUUUCGGCAGAGCGUGCAGACGCACACCGAUUGGGUGAACGCCAUGACGCUGUGCAACAUGAAUCAGACAGUGAUAACAGCGUCCUCGGACAGAACGAUCCGUGCAUGGUCGCCCCAUGCCGAGGGCGAGCCGGCCGUCCCUGCGCUGAUCGGUUAUCACACAGACUAUGUCCGCUCUCUUGCGUUUGCGCGCCAUCCGGGCAUCCUCUUCUCCGGUGCGCUGGACCGCGAUAUUGCGAUUUGGGAUAUUGCAAGCCCGCGGCCGAACGAGCCUGUCCUCAAGGUCCGCUUAUCUGAUAAAGACGACGGGUGUGUCGGCCUCGAGGGCGAGUGGGGAAGCAUCUACGCACUCGGUGUAGACCCCAUGGGCCACACCCUCGCCGCCGGUACGCCCGAGCGCGUCGUUCGCCUCUGGGACCCUAGAGCUGGAGACAAUAGCGUCACCAAGCUCGUGGGCCACACAGAGUGUGUGCGCAGCAUCGUUAUCAGUGACGAUGGCAGGUACAUGCUUACAGGAUCUUCCGACACAACCGUCAAGCUGUGGUCGAUCGGCGAGAACCGAUGUCUGCACACGUUCAACCACCACACGUCCUCGGUGUGGGCUCUGCAUUCGACGCACCCGAACCUGGAGCGCUUCUACUCUGGAUCGCGCGAUGGCUACCUCUGUGCUGUCGACGUCGAGCAGUGCGGUGACAUGUCGGAGGGCGAGUGCGUUGUUCUCGCGCGCGAGGGCGACAUCGACCGUCCAGGCGACUACGAGUCGAAGACGGGCGACGAGGCGAUCCGCUCCAUCGUCGCCAUGGACGACGAGUACGUGUGGACGGCGACGUCGAGCUCGGAUGUCCACCGCUGGCGGGACGUUGGUCGCCGCGUCUGUCGCAUGGACGAAGACCUCGACCUCGACGACCCCGUGUACAUCGCGCCGGACGAAUCGCAGCCGCUCGUGAACCAGCCCGAGGUCGAGCCGCAACCCAUCAUCGACAACAGCCCCAUGCGCAACAGGCGCUUUGAGGGCGGUGAGUCGCUGAACAGGGUCGACUCGCAGGACAGCCGACAGGUCGCCUUUGCCCCUGCUUCCGUCACGGCCGCGUCACCUACAGCCCCUUCAGGCAUCCCUUCCAGCAUCCACGGGCGUCUCAAUCACGGUCACACGAGCUCGAUCAUGUCCGAGGCGUCGGUUCUGCCGCCAGACGAGACCCGUAACGGCAUCCCGUACGAAAGCCUCGUCUGCCUCGGCUUGCCAGACUCGCCGUACCACUUCGGCUUCUCUGGCGCGACCCACUCGCAAGCCUCGAUCAACAGCGCGAACCGCGCCCGUUCGCCGGAUGACUCUCCCGAGGCGCCGUUCAACGAGCCGCGACGCGGCGACGCACGACGAGCGUUCGAGGACCGUGAUGUGGCAUCCGAGGCGUUGCCGUUGCGGCGCGAGGCUGACGCGACUAUCGACGGCUCGCCCGGUCUUAUCAGAUCGCUUAUCCUGAACGACCGCCUGCACGUGCUCACGCUUGACACGCACGGCGAGGUGGCCAUCUGGCACCUGAUCAGAGGCGAAUGUCUCGGCCGCUUCUCACAGGCAGACGUGGCCGAGGCGCUGGAGCUGGAGCGCGGCGUCGAGGACGCACGCAUGGAGAUCAAGCUGCACCCGCACGAAGUGCUGGAGCUGGUCCAACGCCGGAUCGAGGGUAAGAACGCGGUUCUUCCCUGGUGCCAGGUGGACACAAAGGUCGGCCAGAUCACGGUCCACCUGGAAGGCGAUCGAGUGUUCGCGGCCGAAAUCCUGGCAGAGGAAAUGGGCGUCGACGAGCGCAGCCUGCCGAAGGACAUCAACUCGAUAAACAUUGGCAAGGUCGCGCUGUCGUCCCUGUUCCGAGGCUUGAUCAAGGCCGAAGAGGCUGAGGUGCACAGCAUUGCCUCCAGCUCGCCGCAGUCCCACCCCUCUAGUCUGCCCUCUGUAAGCCGCAGCCCGGUCCAGCCCAUGAGCAUCGCCAUCCCGGCUGGAGCACCGCGGCACCGCGCCCGCGCCAUGUCGUCUGCUAGUAGCACCGGCCUGACGCCCGCUAUCAACAUUGCUGGCUUAGCCACGCCAGCCGCAGUCCCGGCCGUACGGCCAGAGCCGACGACGCCGUUUGGCCAGUCAGCUCCGGCAGCGAGCGGCUGGCUCGCUGCCAAGCGCGAAGGCUUUGGCGCCUCGCCGACCACUCCGAUCUCCGGGUCUCUCGCCAAGUCGUCCGAAAACAAGGACUACUUCUCCCUCGGCCGUCAGGCUUCGAGCGGCGGCGGCGAGCCCAAGUCGCCCGCGGCCGUCACCUCUCCGCCGCCAAAGACGAAGAAGACGUGGUUUGGAAAGAAGAAGGCUGCGGAGCCCAUGGCGCCCUUAGCCGAGGAACGGAAGGAAGUCGAUUCCGGCCCGCAGCUCAGCGACCGGGACAGGGCGCAGCUCAUGUUCCUCGAUCAGCUGCGGUCCAAGCAGUUCCACCCUCCGGGACCCGAGACGCCCUUCCUCCCCCUUCCGGCGAGCACGAACGUGAUUGUUAGCGAGCAGGCACACGCCGACGGCGCGUACAUGGUCACCUACAGAUCGCAGGUGGGCGGCACGGAGCGUGACCUUGAGCCUCUCGAGAUGAACAGCCCCUACUGGCUCCUCGACUUCCUGUUCACGAACAGCAUCCCAGACCGCGUGAUCCCCAAGAUCCCCAUCAUCCUCCUGCCCGAAGGUCUCUCCGUGUCCUCGGGCAAGGGGCUGAAGGUGCAGGCGAGCCGGACCGCGCGAGUUCGGGGCGUCAUCGAGCACCUGGCGGGUAUCCUGGCCAAGGAGGAGGAGCAGGCUCCCGGCACCGUGCCGCGCGCACUCGGCGCGCUGGUCCGAGACCGGUCGUCCAGCACCGCGUCGAACAUGAGCGGCAUCGCGCGUCCCCGCCCCGAGGAGCUUAUGGAGCUCGUGUGCGGCGAACACGUCGCGCUGCCCGAGAUGAAGGUCGGCGCGCUGAAACAGUUCUACUGGCGCGGAGGCCCCGAUAUGGUCCUGCACUACCGCCCGCGGGGCGUGCCGCUCACCUCUUAG